AUCAAAAUUAAUUUCCAAUGGCUCUUAUCAGAUUCUAGAAUUUCUUGUUCUCCUCUUUCUCUCUCUAAAACUUUAUUUUCUCUCUCUUAAAAAACACAUUUUGCAAAAAACACUCUUUCUCUCCUCUCGUCACUUCAGUUUCCAUGGUUGUCUCUGGGUGAUUCUUGGUUGUUGAAGUUAAUAGAUUUUGGGGAUAUUUGAGAGGAGAGAUAUUGAUCAAGGGGAAAGAAGUGAAAGGAGAGGGAUUGUUUUUAAGAUGUCGAGUGGUGGAAAUACACACUGGUGUUAUCAAUGCAGGCAGCCAAUUCGCCCUCGAAGCCGAGGCACGAUUUGCCCUUAUUGUGAUGGAGGGUUUGUGCAAGAGUUAGAGGAGUUAGGUGGUGGUCCUGGUCCUGGUGGAUAUACUACUACCGCUACUACUAAUCCAUAUGGAAUGAGAGAUGGUCCUGAUCAAUUACAUGGAAUUAUGGAAGCUUUAGACUCUUUGAUGAUCCGGAAUAAUCCCGAGCAUAGGUUAGGGUUAAUUGAAGCUUUGGAUGCAUUUAUGGGGCAAAGGAGGAGAUAUGGUUUAGAUGCUGAUCGUAGCCCUUGGUUGAUUUUUCAAGGGCAAAUGCCCGGAAGGAUGCCAAUGCCUAGAAGUGGUGGGUUUGAGAUGUUCUUCAAUGGAAACCCGGGAAUUGGAUUAAGCCGGGGAAAUAAUGGUGAUCUGUUUGUGGGGCCUGGCCUUCAAGAAUUGAUCGAGCAGCUAAUGGUUGACAGGCAGGGGCCACCACCAGCCCCUCGAACGGCAAUUGAUGCAAUGCCCAUAGUCAAGAUCACUCGGGCACAUAUCCAGACUGAUUCACAUUGCCCUGUUUGUAAAGAUCAAUUUGAGUUGGGCACUGAAGCUAGGCAAAUGCCUUGCAAUCACAUGUACCAUUCUGAUUGCAUUGUCCCAUGGCUGGUCCAGCACAACUCAUGCCCUGUUUGUCGCCAUGAGUUAGGCUCAAGUACUUCAAGUGGCAGACAAAGCUCUGGUAGUGUGAGCAGAAGAAGUUCUAGUAACAACUCAAGAGAGAGAGGAAGCAGUGACCAGAAUACAAGCAGGAGGAAUCCAUUCUCUUUCCUGUGGCCUUUUCGUUCAUCAAACAGUAGCAGCACCCGUGAGUAUGUUCCAACUAGCGCAAGCAACCCCUCCCCUCCCCCACCGCCCCCACCUCCAACAACUCAUGAGAAUCAUGAGAUGAAUUACAGCGGCUGGCCUUUUGACUACUAGGUUAUGUAUGUGUGUAAUCAGCAUUGCUUGAAUUACUUGCUGUCUUUGCUUGCAUGCCUUGGGGAUCAAUUUGGCUAUUUUAACUGAAAUUUCGUAAAUAUGUUGAAACGGAACAAAGCUGCCUCAGACAAUGACAAUGUUUUGGUCUUGGUUCCAAGAAUUUCACAGGUUUCUGCCUUUUUUUUUUCCUACAAAUAUUUUCUAUUUCUGGGGGUAAUUCCUCAUGUAGAUAAGUUCAUAUGUAUUAUCAAGUUACUUUUGCUGGUGCCAUCUGUUUCUGUAGCAGAGUAUUUUCUCUCAGUUUCCCUUGUCCCUAUGUUUUCCAAUGAGAACUUAGCUGAGGUCUCCAUUACCGAAGCCUCUUUAUGGUUGUUUCA
Messenger RNA from Chenopodium quinoa (quinoa), 1632 nucleotides. RefSeq names its product probable E3 ubiquitin-protein ligase RHC1A. The record is from RefSeq and is a predicted model, not a curated record. The transcript is spliced from 2 exons. Gene Ontology annotation, cellular component: cytoplasm. Gene Ontology annotation, molecular function: ubiquitin protein ligase activity. Gene Ontology annotation, biological process: protein ubiquitination. NCBI's taxonomy places the organism in Eukaryota, Viridiplantae, Streptophyta, Magnoliopsida, Caryophyllales, Amaranthaceae. Bases 257 to 1255 code for a protein of 332 amino acids.